This is a messenger RNA of Galleria mellonella (greater wax moth), 5685 nucleotides long. RefSeq names its product CDK5 and ABL1 enzyme substrate 2. Lineage: Eukaryota; Metazoa; Arthropoda; Insecta; Lepidoptera; Pyralidae. The record is from RefSeq and is a predicted model, not a curated record. Gene Ontology annotation, biological process: regulation of cell cycle. Bases 182 to 1780 code for a protein of 532 amino acids. The transcript has 9 exons.
ACAGUGUUGACAUUAUUCGAGUGUUAUAAUAGUGAUAGUGUAUUAUCGUGUUUGUUUUUAAUUAUCUAUAUAAAUAUAAUAUAUUUAUUGUUGACGUGAUUUGUCGUUAUUUUCAUUCGUUAAGAUAAUUAAUACACAUUGUCUAUACUUUACAAUAUCAAAUAAUAUUUUCUCGUUCAUCAUGUCUAACAACCGUAAUAAAUAUGAAAAAGCACGAAGAAGACUAGCUGCAGUUACUUUUUUAUCAAAUAUUUCGCUAGAUGGUAGCUUCAAAGAUCCAGAAAUAACUAAAGUAAUAGAUAAAUCAUCUAAUAAUGAUAAACCAGACUCGCCUUAUAAACCUGUUGAUACAUACACUGAUAAAGAUGUUUCUUUACGUGAUGGUAUCCGCAAUAAAAACAAAGUUCCUCAAUCGAGCCCCAUUCGUUUCGGUGCUGAUAAUCAUUCUGUUAGUUCUGACUCUGAACAUGCUACAAUUACUCCAGUUAAGGGAGUUGUAACACAAUCAUUCAGAGAAAGAUGUUCUUCAGGAAAUAUGGAUUCAUUUAAGGAAAGACAUUCAUCUCGCAUAAAAAAGAAUCAUAUUGUAUCUGUUGGUGGUAUCAACACAGAUGAGAAGAGUAGCUCAGAGAGCUUAAACUUUGGUCGUUUUCGCACAAGUUCCACUUGUAUACCUGAAACUCGUGCAUUAACAAAGGAAGUUAGACUUAUACAUCCCACUAAAGGAAUAUCAUUUAGAGAUGAAAGGCUUGUUUUUGCUCCCUCUCAAGGAGUUCCCUGUGUUGUAUUUAGUACUAUACCAUAUUCAAAAACAAUUCGAAGUGCACGUUCAGACAUCCGUAAAGAUGGUGUUCGUAGACGAAAUACUUCUGGACCAAGACCUCUCUCAUCAAUUACGGACAAUGGUGUUGAUCCAUUCGAUCUUCUUGGAUUGGAGAAAGAAGAAAAUGGUCAAGAUAUAUCCUAUUCCAAAUUAUUGGUGCCCUCUAGAAUUUAUACAAGAGAACAAUAUAGAAAAAUGUAUGAAGGGGAUUUCAAUGACAAAGCCAAUUGGAAAAUCUUGAAUCGUCAUCCACAUGUAAUAGCUAGGACUAAGUUAUUGACGAGACACAAGGAUAAAAAAUGGUGCUUCUCAUAUGAAUCAUCACAAAGAACCAACGUAGCAACAUCGCCACCUCACUCUUCUAUCGAAAUGAAGACAUUCGAUUGGGACGAAGCAUCCCUAUUGGCGCAAAAAUAUGUACAAUACUGUCCAAAUGUACUAGACGAUCCAGAAUUGAUCGCGGGCAAGCAUCGUACCCUGCUUACAUUUACAUCGUAUAUGACAUCUAUUAUAGACUACGUACGGCCCCAAGACCUGAAAAAGGAAUUAAAUGAUAAAUUUAGGGAGAAAUUCCCACACAUCAAAUUAACUCUUAGCAAAUUGCGAAGUAUUAAAAAGGAAAUGCGUAAGAUAGCCAAACAUGACAGUGGUGGCAUUGAUUUACUAUCUGUAGCUCAAGCGUACGUGUAUUUUGAAAAACUAAUUUUGGCUAAUCUAAUUAAUAAAGACAAUAGAAAACUAUGCGCUGGAGCUUGUUUGUUACUUUCCGCUAAACUUAACGAUGUUAAAGGAGAAAUGUUAAAAGCACUUAUUGAGCGUAUAGAAACAACGUUUAGAGUGAAUCGAAAGGAUCUCAUGAAAUGUGAAUUUGCUGUUCUCGUGGCUUUGGAGUUUGGAUUGCAUGUUCCCCCUUACGAAGUGUUUCCUCAUUAUCAGCGAUUGCUACACGAUUCGUGACCCUGGCGCAGACUGGCUUUGGAGCCAUGCAUACGAGUCUGUCAUAGACGGCGUUCGAGCAUUGUCGACAAUUUCAGAGCAAGUGCCUGGAUGUAAAAUUAUGUUUCUUUAUUACUUAACUAUAAUAGUGCAGGUAAGUUUCUGAUUGUAUUAUAGGUAUUUUGCUGCAUCUUUUUUUUAUAUAAAUAAUUUUACGAAUAUCAUUUGCACUGCAUGUGACAACGAAAUAAUCUUAAAAUUAUUUAAAUACAUAUCUAUAAUUGUUUAGGGCUCGUAACUUUUGGCUGUCACUAAGUAUUGUUAUGCUUAUGAAAUCGUCGAGAUGUAAAAGCAUUGACGAGACGUCUAGUCCUUGGUUGUAAGUACCUACUAUAGUAAAUAAUGUGUAGUACCAUUUUUACGGUUAGUGUCACCCUAACUCUUAUUAUAUAAAUGUGGUAGCAAAAUUAUAAUUUCAUUUAAAAUUGUGAACAUUUAUAUUUGGUAAAUGGUAUUAAAAAUUUUACAACCAAAGAAAGCCAUUGCGAAUUAUGUGACGUGAGUCACAAUUAUUUAUUAUUAAAUAUGAUAACUUAUUCUAAUGUUAAGCUACACGGAUCCAAUAAUAAUCGUACGAGUAUUCUAAUACACAUAUCGUAAAUAUGAGUUAUUAUGCAUUAUUGAAGUGUCAAAAUUUAUAGCAGAGGUAAAAAAAUAUAUUUUUGUUAAAUUUUCAGUUACUUAAUUAUUUUGAAAAGAAAAAUGGAAACAAAAGAAAUUUAACAGUCAUUAAAAUUUUGAUCCUUGUGUUAAUAUGGGUGGCAUAGUUAUAUUUAUGUCGUUUGUCAACCUGUGUUUCUUUGGUGAAAAUCAUCAUUUAUAUUCAUUAGCAGAACACUCCCUUAAAAAGAUGCUAAUGUUUUUAUUUUACCAUGUGUUUAUCGCCUCAUCGAUUUAUUUUGGUUCAUAUUGUUAUCGUUAUUUUAAUAGUAGUAGGUACUUUUUGGUGAUAAACUUGCCACGCGGAUUUUAAUAAUAAUGCAUAGGAAAUUGGGCUUGAGCUUAUAUUAUCAAAAGUAAUGUCAUCUAGUCACAUAUAUUUUUAUUCGUUUUAAGUUAUUUCUGCAGUAUAAUUCAAAUAUAAAAUCUACUAUUGUUCGUAAGUUUUUUUAAUGUACCAUGUAUAACUUAUACAUUCUUUUAUUUAAUUAAAAUUAUUUAUAAAAAAUUAGUCAAUAAAAAUGUUUUUAUUAUCGGUAAGAUUGUAUCUUAUGUUUAGGAUGAGUUUGACGACUAACGAUUUCGAUACUAGAUAAUCGAUAUUGCUUUUGGUUAAUUAGUAGAUACACAUUAUAGAUCGGUUUUGAUUUGCAAAUCGUAAAAAUAUGUUUUGAAAAAUAUUUUAAAAAUUUGUUGUUGUAGUAACUUAAUUUUUAAAUACUAAUUACAAUUAAUAUAAUAGUUAAAUAGUGUUUUAUGUAUGCCAAUGCCCCAACUAAUUAUUAAGUAACCAAUUAAAAUUACAUUAAAUAAUGUACCACCGUAGCCCCCAUGUGACUUUGUAUUACAAAUAUUGAAUUUAUUUUGUGUCACAAAAUAAUAUUGUAAGAAAAGUGUUAAAUUUUAGUAUUAGAUUCACUAUUGUUAUAUGUAUAUAGUUUAUAGUGACUGUGCCUACGCUCUAUAAAUUUCUAAAAUAUCUAUAGCAAAAAUGAAUUAAUUAAUGUUAACUAUAACAGGUAAAAAUAAAUAUUUGAAUUUGUUUUUAUAGUCGCUUAAAAUUGACUCGAAUGAUAUCUAUCUUGUUUCCCAAACACGUGGCAAUCGAAUCUAUCGGUAAAAUUGUUUCGGUUAGGGCUUACUUGAGAAAGGACAAGGCACUGGUCACAGUCAUCUCAUGCUAUGUUAUGGACUCGCUAAGCAUAAUGAUGUUAUUAAUAGAUUCGUCUGUCACUUGUUUAGGGGUCAUGAAUUGUGACUACAGGGUGAAAUCAAAAUCGUUAGCAUACUUUGGAUGGAGUGGUCAGCCAGUAAAAGAGCGAAGCAAACGAGUAUUUUCGCCUAAGAAAUAUGGCCGUAAAACGACGAACAAAAUAAUUUUGAGCCUCCCACAACCAACAAGACGAUUUUAGCUUUAGAGUUAAUAUUAUCAUCAUUAUAUCAGCUAUUAUCUGUUCACUGCUGAACAUAGGCCUCUGUCAAAGACUGUCAUAAGGAAUGAUGACAAAUCACCUGCAUCCACUAAUUCCCAGCGAUGCAUAGUUAGUAUGGGGGACUAAAAAUUAUUUGUCCUAAUUCAAUUUUUAAAUUCACAAUAUUUCUGCCCUAAUUUAUUCUAUAAUAACAUUGAUAGAUUUUUAGUUUUAUGUACCGCUAACGAUUUAAAUUUUACCUUGUAUGUUAUUUAAAAUUGUUUUGAGUUCAACAACAUAUAUUUGUAGUAUUACUUUAGUGUUAAAGUCUGUAUACAAUCGGCGUAGAGCAACUUAUUAAAAACAACAGGACUGGCAACUUACAAGCGUACUAAAGGCAUCAUAAUCUAUUCAGUGAUUUCUAUGGUGCUGUUCAUAUCUAUAGGUAACUUUUUAAUAGUUGGACUAUUUGCCUGUUUGCCAUUCCAAAUGGUAAAAAUAAAAAAAAAUCUCUCUUAUUUUGCACUACAUACUUACGAGUAUAAUGAAGUGCUAUAUAAUUGUAUUAUAUUGAUGUGCCGUUUAAAAAAAUUGAAUUUAAAAUAAAGAGAAUAUCGAAAAUAAUAUUUAUCUAAUAUACUUUUAUAAGUAGAAGGCUGUAGUACACAUAUGUGUAAAAUAUUUGUGUAGGUACUUAUGAUUAUUUAACCGAAUACUAGAACUUCGAAACUCGGUUCAGAAUUGACGAAGAUACCACGUAACGUAAACACGAAAUAAAAAAAAAUAUAUUUGAAUUAAGAAUUUUUUCAUUUUUGAAGUCUUUAAAAAGAUAAACUAAUUACCUUUAUUAAUAUUAUAAUAGCACCUAAACGUCUUAACCAAUCACUAUGAAAAUUCGUAUACACAUAUUAUAUGCGAUAGAGAUGGAUACAAACUACUUUUUAUUGCGGUCAGUGAAUAUAUUCCGGUCACGUGAACGCAUAUAUGCUAGUAUUUUCAUAAUUAGAUUCCAAUUCAGCCUCGUUAGAUAAAUCGAAUACAAAUUUAACAACAGAUACAUUAUUGCUUAUGUGUGCAUAUGAUGGACCGUGAUAGCUUUAUCUAGUGGCGUUUGGUUCGUUCUCCUGCAUACAAUAACAAAAAUGUAUCUGGUGAUAAAUUCGUUCGCUACUUUUAUUAUAGAGACUAGAUAUCAUGUAGCUUAGAAAGGUUACACAGGCUACGUGUAAGACCAUAGGCGUAUUUAGACGAGGACCAGGGUGGGCCGUGUCCACUCCAGAAUUGGUUGAUACCCUUUUUUUAAAGGCCACGCCUCUCCCCCCUUGAAAAUAAUUUUAAAUACACUAAUGAACAAAGCCGCAAUGAUGUUGAUCUAAAUUGAGAGUGAUUCUGUGUUAUGUACGAAAGUCUAAAUACUAUUGCUCAAAAGAAAUAUGACAACGAUUAUAGAUAAAAUAAUUUUUAAAAUAGUAAUUUGAUCACUUAUUUAUUUUCUGUAUAAGAUUUGAAAUUCACAUAAAAAAAAUGUCAUUUGCAACUAUUAAACAGAUAAUAAAUAAUCGUUGUUGUUUUAGUACUUAUUUGGGAAUAUGUUUAAUGUUCCUUAGAUUAUUGAGCAUAAUAACGAUUAAAUUUUAAGGCAAUGUUUAUAUAUUAUAAGGAAUUCGUUACUGUAAUACCUGUAUUGUGUGAAAUAUCAUGCUUGUGUAAAUUAUAUAUUACUGCUUGACCGGAACUGACGGUAAAUAUAAGUUUAGUGAAAUUUUCUGUAAAUAAACAAUGAUGAAUUAAUGA